Chaetomium fimeti is the source of this 1875-nucleotide messenger RNA. RefSeq lists its product as uncharacterized. The record is from RefSeq and is a predicted model, not a curated record. The transcript has 4 exons. Gene Ontology annotation, cellular component: intracellular membrane-bounded organelle; membrane; cytosol. The coding region runs from base 326 to 1768 and encodes 480 amino acids. Lineage: Eukaryota; Fungi; Ascomycota; Sordariomycetes; Sordariales; Chaetomiaceae. Gene Ontology annotation, molecular function: sterol binding.
CAGUCAGGUCGCUCUUGCUGUUCGUUGCUUGGUGGGGUGUGGUGGAUCCCCCUCGAUUUCUCCCCUUAUCCGUCCGCCGUUGCCCCUUAUCAGCUGCCCUGCAGUGGCGCUCGGCCCGCUGAUCGGCCCCCGGACACCCCUAAGCCGGUGACGGUCACAGUUCCCGACCGCCAACUUCAGCAAUUCACGAAAUACCUGGCCUCAUCCACUUCGUUCUCCAAAGCCAAGCCUCCCCUGGGAUAUCGCCAGCGUUGCGGAAUCUACUUUCGUCCACUGUAUUUGUCCACCCGGCGCCGCGCCGAGGAGGGCUUGAGGAGCUUCCAUCAUGUGGACGUUCUCUUCGCCGUCAUCGAACACACCGGAGGCUGCCACUCCGUCGCCAGAUGUUCCCGCGACAGACGAACCUCAGAAUGACGGAUCAAAGCUCAAAACCUUCAUUUCGAUUCUAAGAAAGUUCAUAGGAGUCACCGACCUCGCUUCCGUCCGGUUCUCUCUGCCGUCACAGCUUCUCGAACCGACCCCAAAUCUCGAAUAUUGGAACUAUCUCGAUUCCCCGAAUGCAUUUAUCGCCAUUGGGACCGCAGACGAGCCGGUUGACCGCAUGCUGGAAGUGUUGCGGUUCUGGUUCACAAAGGACCUCAAGUACGCAAAGGGGAAGCCGUGCAAACCCUACAACUCUUGCCUGGGCGAGUUCUUCAGGUGCAACUGGGAAACCGAGGAUGACGCCCCCAAGAUCGACACGAGCGCGCUGCGGAGAAACAGCAGCUCCCCUGGGAGCAGCGCGUCCAGCAUGAAGUCAGCAAAGCUCUCCGUCCCGGCUGGACUUGGAUCUGGAGAUGCCCGUGCUGCCUCAACUGUAUCGGUCUCACAGUCGGCCAAGAACCCGGCCAAGCCAGUCCGGGUUUCAUAUCUGACGGAGCAGACUUCCCACCACCCACCUGUCAGUGCUUUCUACAUCAGCUGCCCGGAGAAGGGGAUCCAUGCCAAGGGUUUCGACCAGAUUACGGCAAAGUUCACUGGCACUUCGAUCAAGGUGAUGCCGGGAGAGCACAAUCUGGGAAUCUUCAUCACAGUGGAGCGCCGCGACCAUGAGACGUAUCAGCUCACGCACCCUGCUGCGCAUCUGGGCGGUAUUCUCAGGGGCGCCCUGAGUGUGAGCGUUGGUGAUAUGGCCUACGUUACAUGCCCCGAAACCAAACUCAAGGCAAUCUUGCGUUACUACGAUGACGGCUGGCUUGGUCGGACAACAAACAAAGUCGAGGGCAUCAUUUUCCGGUAUGACCCGGAGAAAGACGACAAACGGCAGAUCCAGGACGUCCCGGAGGCGGACAUCCUCGUGAGAUUAGGCGGGCCCUGGAAGGAGAAGAUCGUGUUCACCCUCGGCUCCAAACCCUUAAAUUCCCACCCCCCCGAGAAGCAGAUCACGAUCAUCGACAUUGCCCCUCUCGCUGUUGCGCCCAAGGUGCUCCCGCCUACUGAGCAGCAGCUACCCCAUGAGUCCUUGCAACUCUGGGGCGAAGUUACCAAAGCCAUUCUUGCCAAGCAGUUCUCGCGGGCGACGACAGUGAAGCAGGAGCUGGAGGAGGCCCAGCGCGAGAAGGCUCGCGAGCGCGAACGGACAAAAGAGACGUGGAAGCCCGUCUUUUUUGAGCAGGCUACUGACAAGGCGGGCAAGCCGUCGUUGACGGAGAAGGGGAGAGAGGUGCUUAACCGGGCGCAGAAGGGGGAAUGGAGUAUGGAUGGCAUCAUUUCCAAGGAGCUGGUUUAAUUCAGUUGGGGGUGCAUGGGGAGCAGGGUGCAUUUUGGCUUGGUAUAGAAUAGAGGUGGUUUCAGCGGCGUCAUCUCGACCGACAUCCCCUGUUGGAUGCGUUUACA